AUGUCUAGCUGUGUCACGCCGCCAACACAAACCAAUUGCCGAGCCAUGCCCAAGGAACUCUUGAAACCGAAGCAGACCAGGAAGCGAAUACCUAGGACUUGUGCGCAGGUUAGUUCAUACUCACAGAAAUUAUUAGUGUAUCUUAUCAACUCAUCACUGAUAUCGUUGUGUCAAUUGUCCCAGUGUAGGAAACGCAAACAGAAAUGCGACUCAUUGAAACCCUGUGCGGUUUGUAAACUCAGAGGUGAAGCCGAUUUAUGCGACUAUUCUGGUGCACAACCGACGCGUAUUUUGGAUGAAGAAGACGAAGCUAGCAAUCAGGUGUCAACCGAAGAACUGAAGGUCCUUCAUCAACAAGUGAACGACUUGGAGCAUGCAGUCAUUCUCGCCGUCAAUCGCCCACUCGGCGAUACAAGCCCCCCGCUGGGCACCAACGAUGUCACUCCUCGGUUGGCAAUAGAUAUGGAUGAAUUGAAUCUCACCAGCAUCUUAUCCAGCUUUUUGGUGUGUAGGAUGGUCUCAACUGAGUUGACUCAAGAAUUUCCAAUCAUCCAAAAGAUUCGCCGCCAGUGUCGGUUAGAGCAAAAUUUGCCACCAGUUUCGCACCCGAAUGUUUACGCAUCUAGUGGCUUGUCGACGUAUUUUGGCAACCAGCUCAACAAUAGUCAUUACACCGAACUACGGAAGCGAUUGCCGACCCAAGAGCAAUCGACAGUCUUUCUGGCGACGUAUAUGAAAGAGUUCGGGUGGUAUCAUUCAUGCUUUAACGCUACGGCGUACUCGAUGGCCCUCGAAAGCUUGUAUGCAGCCCCUACCACUGGGUCCGAAUUCGAAAAAGACCUACAUGCCAUAAUUACCAUAGCUACCUGCUUCGCCAUCGCUCGGGCGGCUAUCGUCAAGGUGUCAUCCCAAUCUUCCAUUGAGCUUAAUUUGCCCAUCGGCCCUUCCGAUCGUCUAGAGCAGUCUAAAAUGUGGCUUGAUAUGAGUGUAGCUUGUUUGAAAUGUGCUGACUUCGAAGUCAACCCGCUACUGGAAUCAGUCAACUGUUUGAUCAUCUUACUCGAGGUCGCAUGGUUUGAUGAAAUUUUAGGUGGGAUUGAAGACCUAUCGAGAUUGUUUGAUUUGAAAUGUAAAGCGAUCCACUUGGCCUAUGACUUGUCUUUACAUCGAGAUCCGUCGCAUCGAGAUCCGACUGGCACGGUGCACGUGAACCCGACGAUUGCAAGGGAACGGCGGAUGGUCUGGUGGGCUCUUUUAUCGAUCGACGGUCUCUACAGUGGUCUGACCGGCCGCAUGCCGUCCAUCAACGGGCUGGAGGCCGCUGACGUCUUCUUACCAGCGCUUGGCACCACUGCUUUUCCUGAAGAAGCUCAUGAGGGAUGCGAGCAAGGGUGUACAACUUCGACCCCGGCCACAGCUAUCCAGCCUCGCCUACUCAUUGGCUACGUCGGUCAUGAGAUUUCCCGUUUACCGUUCCAAAGAACUCCAUUGCCGACAAUCAAUGACAUUCACCAAGCGCAUCGUGACCUAGUCUCGCUUGAAGCCCAACUUCCCGAUUCUCACAAGCUACAUACCAUAAACGGACAUUGCAUUGAUCGAACUCGCCUCCCGCAAUGUUCGAAAGCAAGAAGAGAUGCGAUCUGUUUCUAUAUGAGGUAUCAUUAUUUGUGUGUUAAACUUCAUAGUCCCUUGCAUUUCAUUAGAAAAGGCGAUGAUUUCUCCGGAUUCGAAGCCAAACAUUCCUAUCACCGCUCAGCUGUGGUUGAUCAUGCUUACUUAAGAAUUCUAGGCAAUUUCAGUCCUGAUUACAUCUACGGAAAUAGUAUGAUUAUUGAGGCCUCGUUUUCGCUUGCAUUGGAUUAUCUGUAUGAUCCCAAAAGCAAGGUCUCAAAUAUGAUCAAAGUUGAACUACAAAACUACUGUAAAUCUUUGCAAAGCAGUAAAGUAUGGUUGAUUAAGCGAGGUCUCAAUAUCCUGGAAUGUUUGAUGGUCACUUGGGGCUCUCCUCCGCCCAAUGGAACGAUUAGUUGGUUCUCAUUCAACCGCCCAACUCUUUCACCUAACAACUGGAUUCAGGGGCCCUGCCAUCAGCCGCGUGAGAUUACGAACUUCUCAGGGACAGGCGAGACUCAAAGCCAACUCGAAAGACUCCAUCGAGUGGAGCCGUCAUUGAAAGUACCCGACUCGCCUGAUCAAUUAACCAGUGGACAACAUGCUAUGAACCACGCCUCUUGGCGUCCACCUGGCAGUGGGACUAUGAUCAGCCCCCAUUUGCCGCCCGCCCCGCCACCUGCUCAGACAGUCUCCUCUCAUUUUCAACAAGUCCAGUCCCGCCAACAGCAGCAUCAACCACAAAUGCCGGAUUACAAUUCUGGCAUCUCUGAGAAUCCGAGCGAGUUUUCUCAGUUCAAUCAGCCUGGCCAUUCCCAGCCCCAGCAAAUUGUACAUCCAGACCCAUUCCACCAAUUCUCGAUCCUGCCCACAACCUCUGCUCACGGUAAUCUAGAUGGAUAUUGUGAGAACAGCAACAUCAGUUGUGACGCAAACCGCCACAACAGCACCACCGUGGUAGCCAAAAACAGGUUGAAUCUCAACAACUUCCUCGGUGGUGGCAAUGUAAAUCAGCAUCCUGGUUUGGCCUCCGGCCAUCAACACCCCGUGGCUCAGCAUCACCAGCUGAGCCUUCCUUCAACUCUUCAGCCCUCUGGUUCAGCUGAUCAUUCUAGCCAUGACCAUAGUCAACUCCUGCCUCAUCAUCCUUAUGAACAACCCCAUCAUCAUCAACAGUUGCACGAUCAGUUCUCUAAUCCUGUCAUCCCAAGCCGUUGUCUUGAACAGCAACAGCAACAACAACAACAGCCCCAGCAUUGCCAGCAACAUUACCAGCAUUACCCCCCAACCCAUGCCAAAUGGUAA
Molecule: messenger RNA, 2916 nt
Organism: Puccinia triticina
Lineage: Eukaryota; Fungi; Basidiomycota; Pucciniomycetes; Pucciniales; Pucciniaceae
Exons: 11
Coding region: 1-2916 (971 amino acids)
Biological process (GO): DNA-templated transcription; regulation of DNA-templated transcription
Molecular function (GO): DNA-binding transcription factor activity, RNA polymerase II-specific; zinc ion binding; DNA binding
Source: RefSeq, a predicted model, not a curated record